This is a messenger RNA of Drosophila erecta, 540 nucleotides long. RefSeq lists its product as uncharacterized. The record is from RefSeq and is a predicted model, not a curated record. The transcript has 4 exons. The coding region runs from base 1 to 540 and encodes 179 amino acids. Lineage: Eukaryota; Metazoa; Arthropoda; Insecta; Diptera; Drosophilidae.
AUGACCGCCAAGCAAAUUUUCCUGACUGUGGCUAUUUUGAUAUUUUAUUUUGUGAUGGAAACCAAUUCACGCUUUGAAUUUACGAACCUAAACUGUACUUCUUUCGACAUGGGAAUUGGAGAAUUUGAGUACUGCAACUUAAAGUCGAUAAAUCGAAGCUACAAAUAUGUUUCCGGAAAAUAUAAGUUGCAUCAAAUUCCGUUACCGAUCAUGAAGCUUAAUUUUAUAAUGUGGAAACGACUCAAUGGAUACAGGCCUUUUCUCUACAACAUUACAGUAGAUGCAUGCAGAUUUAUUGAAAAUCCAAAAUCCAACCCGGUCUUAAAAUAUAUCUUUGAUUCAUUUACCGGUUAUUCGAAUAUAAACCACUCAUGUCCCUAUACGAGCGAUUUAAUUGUGGAAAAACUGCCAAUUGGUUUUUUGAAUCACCGAGUGACUGAAAUUCUUCCCAUCCCCGAGGGUAAUUACCUGUUUGAGUUUCGAUUAAUUCGCUUAAAGUCUAUUUUUGCGAGCAUACAAGUCUAUUUUACUAUUUCAUAA